AUGAAGCACGGACUACUGAAUAGAAUAGGUAUGUUGUUACAGUAUUAGACAUUGAUCGGAUUUGUAUAACCAGCCCUAUACCUCACUCACACAUUGUGGAACGUGUGUGUGUUACAGAGACUGCCCCUACUGCACCCCAAGCUUCCAGAAUCAGAGAAGCCAGAGUCGGCCAGACAGCCUCGACCAGCACCCACAGGUUCAAUCACACAUAUUACCAUCAAAUUACAAGUGUGUAUGUGUGUGUUAUUGACUGUGUGUGUUUCAGUGAGUCGGAGUGGUCAGUUUGUCCCGAAGCGUGUGGGUUUAAAGGACUUGGACCAGCGGUUCUCUGAUGUGGCCGAGACGUUCAACCAACAACAGGAGAGCUAUGAUAUCAUGAAGGAACGCAUCAUAUCUCUCUGCCGCACUUAUGACUGUAACAAUGACAGCACCCUGACUCUGACCAGGUGUGUGAGGAAGAUCAAGGAGGAGCAAGGUGAGACACACACGCACACACACACACACAAACACACGCAUGCAUACACACACACACACACACACUCACUCUCACACAUAUAGGCAUAACAGAGCCAUGCCCUUCUUUUCUCUCUCUCUCAUUUAUUUAACCUUCACUUAACCAGGUUAGUUUCGUUGAGAUAAAAACAUUUUUUCAAAAGAGACCUCUUCCUGUCCUUUUUUUUUUUUUUUACUUUUUUUAAAUACUUAUUUUCCACCAUAAUUUGCAAAUAAAUUCAUUAAAAAUCCUACAAUGUGAUUUUCUGGAAUUCUUUUUCUCAAUUUGUCUGUCAUAGUUGACGUGUACCUAUGAUGAAAAUUACAGGCCUCUCUCAUAUUUUUAAGUGGGAGAACUUGCACAAUUGGUGGCUGACUAAAUACUUUUUUCCCCCACUGUAUAUUGAGUAUGUCUAUAAACAUGUUAGAGAAAUUAGUUGUGAUAUAUCCUGAUGUAUUCUGGACAGGAAUUCCUAAUCUAAAUCCUAAUCUAAUCAAACACUGUGUUGAUUAAACCACUAUCGAUGUUAGAGAUCAUGUUAGUGUUUUUUCUGUGUUAAUAUUGUAUGUUAUUGCAUUUUAUAACAAAUUAAACCUGCACACUGUUGUUAGUGUCUUAAGGUUUGAAUGAAUAUGUUUGAGUGACAUAGCUGAGUAUAAAAAAUAUAUAUUCCACACAUCACAACCACCACUUAGCACACAGAGACUCCUUACUGGUACUGACAGGACCCUGCAGCAGGAGAAUGGGAUGGAGGGAGGGGUAGGGAGAGGGAGGGAGAGACUGUGUGGGGGGUUAGGGGAGGGAGGGAGAGAGCGAGCGAGCAAGAGAGAUGUGUGUGUGUGUGUGUGUGUGUGUGUGUGUGUGUUAAGAGAGGAAAAAAGGGAGAUGAGAGGAUGGAAGGAAAAGCUUUGCUACUGAUAUGUUGCUGCUGUACUGUGGACUAGGACAUGCCAGUCAAUAACUUACAUAAUGUAUUAGUUCAAAUGUUAAGUACUGCAAUUAUCUGAAGGCCUACUGUUUUUCUGCAUCCAUAACCUUUGCAUGGCCAUUAGCUAUGCACCUCAUACUGAGACUGGCAGACAGGCUUUUCCCAGGUUAAUUAUUAUAUCAACCUUAUAUAAUUAACCAAUAAGGCCCAUACCACAGCUAAGGGCUGCUCUUACAUUUUAAUCAUUUAGCAGACACUGUUAUCCAGAGCGAUUUACAUGAUAUACCACGGCUGUCAGCCAAUCAGCAUUCAGGGCUCGAACUACCCAGUUUAUAAUUAUUAUUACAGGUCUACCGUUAUAUUCUUCCUCUUUAUAAAAUGACAUAAUGGGCCCUGCAGUAAUAACCAUACAAUAUACAAUCCAGCAUAUUAUAAAUACAUACCCUUUAAAGCUUUGACAACAUAGGAUACUUUCCCUUUUAAAAUCACAUAUCAAAGUUUCAUUACAAGUAUCCGAUAUGAUAGCUAAAACACAAAGGUCAUAAAUCAUAUAACUAUGCCCAUGAUCUGACUGUCAAACAGCGAUGAUAGCGACGAUCUACCCUAUUUGUGAAAAUUAUUAUGUCACGCCCCUACACCAAACUUAAUUGGUCGCUAUUUCUGGAGGCGCGGUUCUUACUUUUAUACUGCUUAACCAUUGGUAUACAGGCCUGCCAUUCCGAAUUAGUCCUUCUCGAGUUCACACUAGUGUUGGCGAGCGGUGGGAGUAAAUGAAAAUUGAGGUUUUGAUGUUGAUUAAUGAUUUAGCUAGCUAGUGGCUUUAAGGAGUAAUUGAUAUCUACCUAUUUCUUCGGACGGAACAAUAGCGGACUUGGAGACAAAGGAAAUCCUGAGAUAGCAUGAUAGUAAGUAAACAAACAACUUUGCAGCUAGCUAGUUCGUCUUCUUGGAGAGCGCUUUCUGCAUGCACAUUUUCAGUUUGAAACCUGACUGAGUCGGCUAGAGAUUCUGUCGAGCUCGGAAGCAUAUAGCUAGAUCUGCUACUAGUGACCUCACACAAAGUAGUUUGCGAUAACAGUUAGAUAGCUACAGUAGGUAGGUAGCGAGCUUGUUGAUUUCUGUAGACCGGACUUGCGAAGCUGUGUGGGAAGUGAAGGAUCUUGCCAGAUAGCAUCUAGCUAGGCAACUGACAGGCGUGAAGUGAAACUCACAAUUUGCACCUAGUUCCGUGACUACGUUGGCCAGCAGGCUAGCUAGCUAGUUUAGCUGUCAUUGGCCUGAAAAGCCCAGGACAAGUAGCUUCCUUAGCCAGACUGCUGUCAAAAAGUUUGUCCCUCAGCUCGUCCUCUGGUCAGCUAGCUAGCAAGUACACCUAGUCUAAUUUCAAGCAUUACCCUUUUCAGUCAAUCAGUGGUUUAGUCUCCACAUGAUGUAGCUAAAUGAUGAUGAUGAUGUUUAUAGUGAUGGUCUACUAUCUACUGCAUAGUGUUUCUGCCGGUGGAUAUUGUGGCUGUACACUGAUCAAUAGUCCUGUAGGAUCGAUCUGCGGUGGACACCACAUAGACAUAAGUUAGGUGAGUGUGUACCUGAGGCUUUAGUCAGUUGUGUCUGUGUUUGCUCUGUCAAGCAUGUUUGAUUAAAAUCCUUUGUUUUAUUAUUAAUGUUGCUGUUACACACACAACCUAGAGGGUGUGUGUGUGUGUGUGUGUGUGUGUGUGUGGUGUGUGUGUGUGUAGGUUGAGUAAUGCAUUGUUCAGAUUUUUUGCAAUAACUGACAUGUGACGCAGCUUUCCUCAGUAAAGCCCUAGACACGGCUCUCACCAGUGUGUGUAUGUGUGUGUGCCCUAAUGCAGUGGAACCUCUGCAGGAUGGUGUACACGCACACGCACACACACACACACACACACACACACACACACACACACACAGUCCCUCUGCUAUACAGAAUGAUAGGACAGUUUGCCAAACAGCAGUAUGAGGAGAGAGCUCUCUGUAAAUAUGAUCCGAGCCUAUAGUUACCUGAGACAGAGGGGGAUGAAGAGAGAGAAAGCGAGUGAGAGUCAAAGAGGGAGAGAGAAAAGGAGUGUAGGCUGCUAUAAGAGGAUUCCAGCCUGUCAGCUCUCUCUCUCUCAGAACCCACAGCUAUCAGACCACACACACAGCUACUAAUAACAGAGUUAGGCAUACUACUGCUGCUGGCAGAGAAACUACUGCGGGGGGGGGGGGCUUCAGAUUCUGCAGAAUAGGGGGAUUGAGAGAUGAGGAGAGGAAGUCCAGGAGGAAGUAAGAGGUUAGGAAAGCAGGGGCAUUAUUUACAAAGGAGAGGGAGAUCUGCUAGGAUUGGGUGUGUACUCGUGUGAGUGAGUAUGAGGAUAAUGUCGUUUGGGGAUAAUAUAGACUAUUUUCAGGACAUUCCUUCAGCUCAUUUGGGCUACAGCGCUCUCUUUCUCUCUUCUCUGUUUCCUCUAGGGCAUGGCACAAUUAUAUGACUGCCAUUAGUGUGUGUUUUACCCCGCAACACAGGAAAAAGCGGUUCGGCAGCUCUUUCUUCUCUCCAAAACAGGGUGUUCUGAUUGGUCCGUUCACUUCCUAGCUUUUGCUCUGGUCUGAUAACAUGCCAGAGGAGCCCUUGGCUUGCCCUGUCCAUUUUCACAGAACUUGUUCACAUCCUGGAUUUAUAAGGAAAAGGACUGGUGUAAGAAAUAUGGUGGAAACUUGCUUUGAACACGAUUAGCCCUUGCUUACACCAACCCAUUGCUUUUAACUGCGUGGGGUGGGGAGGAGUGCAUACUUUGGGAGAAAGGACAGAGAAUUGGGACGCAUCAGCGUGAGUUGGCCUAUGUAUUGGAAAGAGACGUCAUAGUGAGUGAGUUGUCUGGGAGGAGUGGAUGUGUCUGUUCUGUGUGCGUUGGUAUACAGUCUUGCGAUAAAAGAUAUCCUGCUGACAGCGCAGUAAGUAGUGUUUGUGUGUGUGUUGUGUAAUAACGUUGAUUCAGAUUAGUUUGUUCUCCAGUUAGCCAGUGUAUGUGAUUGGCUGUGCUGUGUGUUAGCUUGUCUCUGAUAGGCUGUGUGUAUAGGACAAGGUGAUGGUAUUGGUACUGUGAUCGAUGGAGCAGAAACUACUACUGUGGAGCUAGCAUCCACCUGGAGUGUGUGUGGCUGGCCUAUUGAUGUUUAAGGUUGUGUUUGUUUGGCUGCUACUCUUGUUUGGGCUUACUGUACCACUCGUACAAAACACAACACGACACACACAGAGGAUUAGAAGUGUAAACUAGCAGAGGAAUGUGUUGUUUAAAUAGAGAGGAUUAUGAGGAGAGGCUGCCUGUUUUAAGCUCUGUGGUAGGAACCUAGAGGUCAGUGUGUGUUUGUGUGUGAGACCGUGAAUGGAGUGUAUGAGACCGUGAAUGGAGUGUAUGAGACAUUGAAUGGAGUGUUUGUAAUUGCAGCUAGAACUGGUUGGCAGGCUCUUUGAAACAGGUUUUGUGAAAGUGGAGGUGAAUUUUAGAAUACACACACACGCUCACGUUCCUGUUUGGUUUUGGGCAAUAUUGACCAGCCGUAUUUUUGUGCAUUAACAUUUCCAUCGGUAAAAUGCAAUUGUGUUCAUUGUCCGUAGCUUAUGCCUGCCCAUACUAUAACCCCACUGGCCACCAUGGGGCACUCUGUUCACAACGUUGACAUCAGCAAACCUCUCGCCCACACGACGCCAUACACAUGGUCUGUGGUUGUGAGGCCGGUUGGACAUACUGCCAAAAUCUCUAAAAUGACUUAUGGUAGAGAAAUGAUCAUUACAUUCUCUGACAACAGCUCUGGUGUACAUUCCUGCAGUCAACAUGCCAAUUGAACACUCCCUCAACUUGAGACAUCUGUGUCAUUGUGUUGUGUGACAAAAGUGCACAUUUAAGAGUGGCCUUUUAUUGUCCCCAGCACAAGCUGCACCUUUUAUUUUAUUUUUUAUUUUUUUGAGUUUAUUUUUACAGGGACAGUGCACAUUAAUCAACGUUUCAGUAAAAGUGCCGGUUUUAGCCAGCCGGCUAAUUUUCAACCGCAGUCCCUGGGCAGGUUAUUAAAAACAAUUACAAUAUAGACAAUAACAACAUAGAACAAGACAUAACAUACAGACAUAGCAACAUAGGACAAACAAGACGUAGCAUACAGACCGAGCAACAUAGAACAAAAAGCAGCAAGACAAAAUUCAUAAAAGCAACAAAGUGUUUCCACACCUCACAAGUUACAGACAACAUACAUGAAAAGCGGCAACACACAGCUAGGGACCAUGUUCACAAAUCUGAUUGACCUUUAGCCAUGUCUUCAAGCAUUUUGUGAAAGUGUGAUAUGUAGUGCAGUUAUGUGUGUCUGAUGGCAGUGUAUUCCAGACAUGGGAAGCUCUCACAGAAAAAGUGUAAUGAUCAUGCUGUUUAAUCAGCUUCUUGAUAUACCAAACCUGUCAAGUGGAUGGAUUUAUCUUGGAAAGGGGAAAUGCUCACUAGCAGGGAUGUAAACAAAUUUGUGCACAACAUUUGAGAGAAAUAAGCUUUUUGUGCGUAUGGAACAUUUCUGUGAUCAUUUAUUUCAGCUCAUGAAACAUGGGACCAACACUUUACAUGUUGCAUUUAUAUUUUUGUUCAGUAUAGUUAGAUGGGUGAUCCGCCGUUACCAUGGUCAACGUUUGGUCGUUAUGUGUUCUAGACUAGUAGGCCAGAUCUGAGCUCAUGGAAACACACUGUAGAUGGAUGAUAUUUACAUGAUUCAUCUAGCUCUGUUUAUACCAUACAAGGAGCUGUGUGUGUGUGUGUGUGUGGUCUCGUGGAACCAGACCAAUGUGUCGUGUUUGUGUGACGUCACAUGUGAAUGUAGUGCUGUACUUCAUUGUAUUGAACAAACAUAUUUAAUCCAUGAGGGGAGAGAUGGAAGGAGAGCAAGGUGGGAGGGGGAGGGAUGGAGAAAUGGAUGGGGGAGUGGGGGGCUUAGCACUGUUUUCCUCCCUUUCUCUCUCUCACUCACACACACACACACACACACACACACUCUUAUGUAACUGCGGGAGAGCCUGAAGUAACAUUAUAAAGAGAGAGCGCGAGGGAGAGUGCUGUUGAUAAUGAGAGAGGUGAGAAACAGCAGAGAUUGUGUGAAGCUGUGACUAAGGGAGAGGGAGGGAAAGAAAGAUGGACUUUGGAUUGUGUGUCUGUCUGUUUGUCUGUAAGUGUAUUAACAACAGUCUCUCUUUUUGCUUCCCAGGUAUAGGUGUGUCCACAGCAGCAGAUGAGGGAAGAUGUUGGCUAUGGACCAAGGAGUGGUGGAGGAGUGGCUGUCAGAGUUUAAGGUGUGUGUGUGUGUCUGUCAGUCAGGUUUUCCGUUAGCCGGUAAUAGACGGCUUUUGCCCCCCCAAAAAAAAAAUGAAAAUUGGUGCCGGCUAAUUGUCCAGGAGAAGGGAAAAAAUCCCAUUGCAAAAUAAUGAUUUUUGGCCUAUUCAUUGAUUAAAUACAUUUGACCAGUCUUAUCGGUCUACAGGUUAAUUUGCAUAAUUUAGUGGAAUUAAAUUGGUGUGUAUUUUUGUUAGUCAUUAUGUAUCUUAUCUGUCAGACAGCGCGAGAGCUGCUGCUACAGCUCAUCACAGCUUGUUCGUUGCUUUUAUAAGCCCAAUCAUUACACAACAAUUGCAAAUGCAUUUGCAUGUUUAAAACAGUUUUGAUGGCCACGAUUACAAAUAUAUACUAUUUUUAUUUCUCAACUGGUAAUUGAAGCUCGCUUCCCAUUCGCCAUUCAAGUACAUGGGCAAUGGUAGGCAUGCUUUAGUUCAUCACACACCGCUUUACAAUGAGCUGGAGGCAGUAUGCAUUUUGAAAACAUAUUCUUAAUAGUUUGAAACCUGAACAUUUUACUUCAUAUUAUGAGGCAUGCCUCAAAGUAGCCUAGCCACAAUUAUUUUCUAAAGACUUCCAUAUGCCAUUGAAACCAGUAGCCUAUUUCUCUCAUGUUCUAUUGGUUUUCAAAUCAACUUUCAUUGUCUAGUAUCCAAACUUCCAUCCUAGUCAUAUUGGCAACCAAUGCUAGUUAUAGCAUCUUUGGAUCUUCCCCCUUUCUAAAUUUCUAACUGAUAUUUUCGUCUCUGUAACAUGAAACUGCUUGCAUGUGCGAUGUGCUUUUGACAACUGUGUUUUCCCUCUAAUUGCAUUAUGGAACAAACAUUCGCGCAUAGCCUGCUGCCGUGUGUGCAUUGCUGCGCUUAUACUGUGAAGAAAUAAGAGUUUAUCAACAUUUGAAGCUAAACGCUCUGAUCUGUUGCAUCAGACUGUUUUUUAAAGAUGUUUUGGUGUAGCCUAGGCCUACUGGUUAUGUGAAUUUUGGGAUCUAUUGUCCCACAUCUGUCCCAGAGUCUGUUUGGAAUAGGCUAUUUCUUUCUCGCACAGAACGACAAGCUGACCAAUAGAAUAUAUAUUUUCUACUAUGGGGGCUAGUAGAUUGAGAUAGGCUAGUGAUUUUGCUGUUCGUUACUCAUCUUGUUGGCUGAGGAAAAUGUGGACAGUUAUUCUAACAUUCUAACAUCUUUAAAGUAUGCAUCAGAAUUCGGUAAGAAGGAAGCACGUGGUUGCAUCCUCAAGUUGCAUGUUCUUUUAAGAUGCAUUACCAUAAUAUAAAUGGGAUUUCUUUCACUGAGCACUGUGGAUGGACGCCCUAAUCAUGUUAUGCACCCAAUUCAUAUGGGUCCAGUAAGUUCAAUUCUGCCGGUCAAAUGUCUGAUGCCACAUUUUCCUAACGGAAACCCUGGUGUGUGUGUGUUAGGGGAGAGCCAGUGUCACUGUCUCAUCAUCAGUAUUCACUGUAUCUCUGUCUGUCAGCACACACACAUCACUACUUAUCACUGUCUCUCUCACACACACACACACACAAACGUACACAAACAUACACUCCUCAACUGGCAGCUUCAUUAAAUAGUACCCGCAAAACACCAGUCUCAACAUCAACAGUGAAGAGGCGACUCUGGGAUGCUGACCUUCUAGGCAGAGUUGCAAAGAAAAAGCCAUAUCUCAGACUGGCCAAUAAAAAUAAAAGAUUAAGAUGGGCAAAAGAACACAGACACUGGACUUUUUCUUUGCAACUCUGCCUAGGUCAGCAUCCCAGAGUCGCCUCUUCACUGUUGACGUUGAGACUGGUGUAUUGCGGGUACUAUUUAAUGACGCUGCCAGUUGAGGACCUGUGAGGUGUCUGUUUCUCAAACUAGACACUGUAAUGUAUUUGUCCUCUUGCUCAGUUGUGCACCGGGGCCUCCCAUUCCUCUUUCUAUUCUGGUUAGAGCCAGUUUGCGCUGUUCUGUGAAGGGAGUAGUACACAGCGUUGUACAAGAUCUUCAGUUUCUUGGCAAUUUCUCGCAUGGAAUAGCCCUCAUUUCUCAGAACAAGAAUAGACUGAUGAGUUUCAGAAGAAAGUUCUUUGUUUCUGGCCAUUUUGAGCCUGUAUUUGAACCCACAAUUGCUGAUGCUCCAGAUACUCAACUAGUCUCAAGAAGGCCAGUUUUAUUGCUUCUUUAAUCAGCACAACAGUUUCAGCUGUGCUAACAUAAUUGCAAAAGGGUUUUCUAAUGAUCAAUUAGCCUUUUAAAAUGAUAAACUUGGAUUAGCAAACACAACGUGCCAUUGGAACACAGGACUGAUGGUUGCUGAUAAUGGGCCUCUGUAUGCCUAUGUAGAUAUUCCAUUAAAAAUCAGCCGUUUCCAGCUACAAUAGCCAUUUACAACAUUAACAAUGUCUACACGGUAUUUCUGAUCAAUUUGAUGUUAUUGUAAUGGACAAAAAAAUUGCUUUUCUUUCGAAAACAAGGAAAUGUCUAAGUGACCCCAAACUUUUGAACGGUAAUGUAGAUGUGUGUGUUUAGUACACACAUAGUUACCUGUUAUUUCAAGGUUGCUCCGGGUACAGAGUGUUGAUCUGUGUGAUUGUGUAUAGACCCUCCCUGACAGUGCUGUGUCCAGCUACGCAGCGUCUCUGAAGGAGAAAGGCUCCCUGGUCCCAGCGCUCUACAAAGUCAUCAGAGAGAACUAUAGUGACGUACGUACUACACACACGCACGUACAACGUUAAUGCACACACUGAUGCAAUCCGGUUCCACUAGCAUUGCUACAUUCUGCAAAAAUGCUCGCCAGGAGCUUCUGGACUAAAUAUCCAGCUGAUGAAACACCAACAACCUAGGUAUAUAACAAAACUAAGCUAAAACUUAUAAAAGUGAACUAUCCCUCAAACCCUCUCCUCUAUUUCUCUCUUCUAGCUGUUGGAGCCAGUGUGUCACCAGUUGUUUGAGUUCUAUCGUAGCGGAGAGCCGCGGCUGCAGCGGUUUGUGCUCCAGUUCCUCCCUGAGCUGCUCUGGUCCCUCCUCCUGGCUCCGUCUGCAGCCAGGGACCCACACACCUCUGGCUGUAUAGAGGCCCUGCUACUGGGGAUAUAUAAUCUGGUGAGAUGCACACUCUCUCAAAAACACGCCCACAGUCUCACUCACACACACACACACACACACACAACUAAGGAGGGUGUGGGGGGGUUAGCAUAGCAAUUAGGGCUUUUUCUCUCUAUCACUGUCUCUCUCUCUCUCUCUCUCUCUCUCUCUCAGAAUAGCAGAGUAGGUCAGCUGUCAUUCAGCAUCCUGUCCCAGCUAUUACUCAUCCUGACAUUAACAGCUCUGACAUCGCCUAACAGGCCUUUAAACACACAUACACACACACACACAGACACACACACUCACAGACAGACAGACAUCACUCAGACACUGCAGAGCUUUAAGGCGCACUCUUAAAAUUGCUUUUAUUUCCCUCACUCACACACUGACUCUCUCUCUCUCUCUCUCUCUUUCUUUCUCUCUGUAGGAGAUUGUAGAUAAGGAUGGACAGAGUAAAGUCCUUUCUUUCACUGUCCCCUCCCUCUCCAAACCCUCAGUCUACCACGAGGUAAGUACACCUUUCAAGUCAGUCUUUCUCUAUGAACAAUGGUAUAUGGAUGGAGUUGGCUAGCUAUUAAAUCCUCCCUAGAUGAAGGUUUCUAAUCCAUGACCAUCCUUAAAUAACUUUCUAUAGAUCAAGAUAAUAAUAUGAAUAAACCUUUCCCCCAGCCCUCCACCAUUGGCUCCCUGGCAUUGACGGAAGGGGCUCUAGCCAAUCAUGGGCUGAGUAGAGUGGUGUACAGCGGGCCUCACCUACAGAGAGAAACCUUCACGGCUCAGAACAGGUCAGACAGAGAGUUAUGGUUGAAUUGGAGCUGGGCUGCAUUGUGAUAUAUUCGUUUUAUGGCUAUUUUGCUGUAGUGCAGAAAAUCUUGGUUUGUUUUAACGUUGCAUUGUGUGUGUGUGUGUGUGUAGGUUCGAGGUGCUGACCUUCCUGCUGCUGUGUUACAAUGCAGCUCUCAGCUACAUGACCUCCUCAUCUCUGCAGUCCCUCUGCCAGCUCAGCUCCAGGUAACACACACACUCUCCUGCCAGCUCAGCUACAGGUAACACACACACUCUCCUGCCAGCUCAGCUCCAGGUAACACACACACUCUCCUGCCAGCUCGGCUCCAGGUAACACACACACUCUCCUGCCAGCUCAGCUCCAGGUAACACACACACUCUCCUGCCAGCUCAGCUCCAGGUAACACACACACUCUCCUGCCAGCUCAGCUACAGGUAACACACACACUCUCCUGCCAGCUCGGCUCCAGGUAACACACACACUCUCCUGCCAGCUCGGCUCCAGGUAACACACACACUCUCCUGCCAGCAUCCGCUUAUUUGAUCCUCUUAAAGACUUUAGCGGAGAACUGGGCGAAGAUACUAGCGCUUUCCCGAGAGCCUGGGACACACACGAGGUCUCUGUCUGAGGAGUUGUUAAUCUGCAGGCUGUGGUUGAGCAUCAGUGUGAUGAACACUGAGCUAAAGAGGCACGGAGAGGUGAUCAGCUCACUGCAGUUCUACUGGUUAAAAACAUGCAGGCAGGUGCCGCUUUAACUUAGAGGAAUCUGGCUGCUUGAAGUAAUACAGUUAUAUACAAGUAAUAGAGUUCUUUGCCUUCAAAAAAUAACCCAUCAAAACAUAACAGUAUAUUAUGGAUGGUAUGGAUUUUUGAAAUCGUACUGGUCUUUAAUUUAUUUUUAAAUGUUUCUCAAAGCUUGCCAUUUGUGUUCUGGUUGGUUGACUGUACUGUGAUUGGUUGAAUGACUGUAUUCUCUGUUGUGUGAUUGGUCUACAGGGUGUGUAUCUGUGGUUACCCGCGGCAACAGCUAAGGAGGUAUAAAGGCAUCAGCUCUCGUCUGACCGUCACCUCUGAGUUCCUGGUCCAACUCCUCACUGGGAUACACUAUGCACUGUGAGAACACACACACAGUAUCCCUAACCUCCGACGCCUGAUUUUAACCAUGAACCCAACCCUGUGAACAAGAGGGUUGAUUAGUUUGUGUGUGCGCGUGUGUUCCAGGUGUAAUGGGGAGAUGGACCUGGGUUCCAAGGCACUGGAUGAUGUUCUGUACCGAGCUCAGCUAGAACUGUUCCCUGAAGCUCUACUGGUGGGUGACAUCACACACAAACACACACAGGUGUGUGCCAGGACACCGACCUCUCCCAUGUCAUGUCACCAGAGUGUGUGGUGCCUGUAAUCCCACAGUGUUAAAACAUUGAGAUGUUAAUCUGUAAUCCUGAAGGCUGCUACUAUAUCAAACAGCAGGCAGCGGUUGUUCAACAGUACCGUGUACACACACACACACACACACACACACACACGGCAUCCCGUGGUUGUUGUCAAUACUUAACAUUGUGUGUGUUGUUUAGGUGGGUAAUGCCAUCAAGUCGUCCCAACAGUGUGCAGCACUAAAAACUGGCGCUAGUAAAGAAGGAGCACGCAGCAUUCAGGUGGAGAUCACUCCUACUUCCUCUAGGUAUGUAUAUACUCUAUAUCUACACAGUAUACUUCCUCUAGGUACAUACAGUAUGUGUGUGUAUAUACAGUGCCUUCAGAAAGUAUUCAUACCCUUUGACUUAUUCCACAUGUUGUUGUGUUCCAGCCUGAAUUCACAAUGGAUUACAUUUAUUAUCACUCUCACCCAUCUACACACAAUAUCCCAUAAUAAAAAAUAUGAUUUGUUUUAUUUUAUUUUUUGUGUAAGUGAUAUACAGAAAUGUCUCAUUUAUACUGAACAAAGAUAUAAACGCAACAUGCAAGAAAUUCAAAUAUUUUACUGAGUUACAGUUCAUAUAAGGAAAUCAGUCAGUUGAAAUAAAUUCACUAGACCCUACUCUAUGGAUUUCACAUGACUGGGAAUACAGAUAUGCAUCUGUUGGUCACAGAUACUUAAAAAAAAUGGGCCUCACAAUGGGCCUCAGGAUCAGGUCACGGUAUCUCUGUGCAAUCAAAUUGCCAUCGAUAAAAUGCAAUUGUGUUUGUUGUCCGUAGUUUAUGCCUGCCCAUACCAUAACCCCACCGCCACCAUGGUGCACUCUGUUCACAACGUUGACAUCAGCAAACCACUCGCCCACACGACGCCAUACACGUGGUCUGUGGUUGUGAGGCUAGUUGGACAUACUGCCAAACAUUCAAUUCUCUGGCAACAGCUCUGGUGGACAUUCCUGCAGUCAGCAAAACUUGAGACAUCUGUGGUAUUGUGUUGUGUGACAAAAAUGCAUAUAUUAGAGUGCCCUUUUAUUGUCCCCAGCACAAGAUGCACCUGUGUAAUGAUCAUGCUGUUUAAUCAACUUCUUGAUAUGCCACACCUGUCAGGUGGAUUAAUUAUCUUGGCAAAGGAGAAAUGCUCACUAACAGGGAUGUAAACAGAUUUGUGCACAACAUUUGAGAGAAAUAAGAUUUUUGUGCCUAUGGAACAUUGCUGGGAUCUUUUAUUUCAGCUCAUGAAACAUGGGACCAACACUUUACACGUUGCCUUUAUAUUUUUGUUCAGUACAUAAGUAUUCACACCCCUGAGUCAAUACUUUGGCAGCGAUUAUAGCUGUGAGUCUUUCUGGGUAAGUCUCUAAGAGCUUUCCACACCUGGAUUGUGUAACAUUUGUCCAUUAUUCUUUUCAAAAUUCUUCAAGCUCUGUCAAAUUGGUUGUUGAUCAUUGCUAGACAACCAUUUUCAGGUCUUGCCAUAGAUUUUCAAGUAGAUUUAAGUCAAAACUGUAAAUCGGCCUCUCAGGAACAUUCACUUUUCUUGGUAAGCAACUCCAGUGUAUAUUUGGCCUUGUGUUUUAGGUUAUUUUCCUGCUGAAAGGUGACUUAAUCUCUGUGUCUGGUGGAAAGCAGUUAAUUGCUUUUCCACAUUUUUAGCAGUAUUACUUUAGUGCCUUGUUGUAAACAGGAUGCAUGUUUUGGAAUAUUUUUAGUCUGUACAGGCUUCCUUCUUUUCCCUCUGUCCAUUAGGUUAGUACUGUGGCGUAACUACAAUGUUGUUGAUCCAUUCUCAGUCUUCUCCUAUCACAGCCAUUAAACUCUGUAACUGUUAUAAAGUCACCAUUGGCCUCAUGGUGGAAUCCCUGAGCGGUUCCCUUCCUCUCCGGCAACUGAGUUAGGAAGGACGCCUGUACAGUAUCUUUGUAAUGACUGGGUGUAUUGAUCCACCAUCCAAAGUGUAAUUAAUAACUUCACCAUGCUGAAAGGGAUAUUCAAUGUCUGCUUUUUUUUUUUUUUUUUACCCAUCUACCAUUAGGUGCCCUUCUUUGCGAGGCAUUGGAAAACCUCCCUGGUCUUUGUGGUUGAAUCUGUGUUUGAAAUUCACUGCUCGACUCCGGGACCUUACAAUUAUCUGUAUGUGUGGGGUACAGAGAUGAGGUAGUCAUUAACAAAUCAUGUUAAACACUAUUAUCGCACACAGACCAUGCAACUUAUUAUGUGACUUGUUAAACACAUUUUUACUCCUGAACUUAUUUAGGCUUGCCAUAACAAAGGGGUUGAAGGCUUAUUGACUCAAAACAUUUCAGCUUUUCAUUUUUAAUUCAUUUGUAAGAAUUUCAAAAAACAUAAUUCCACUUUGACAUUAUGGGGUAUUGUGUGUAGGUCAGUAAUCCAUUUUAAAUUCAGGCUGUAACACAACAAAAUGUGGAAAAAGUCAAGGGCUGUGAAUACUUUCUCUACACAGUAUACUUCCUCUAGGUACAUACAGUAUAUACUCUCUAUAUCUACCCAUAUCCAUUUUGAUCUAUAGUUAUAGGUUCAUAGAUUGAUCGUUAUUUUUUAGUGGAAAAUUAUAUUUUGGAUUUUCACAUUGCACUCAAUAACAGUUUAAUGUAAGAAUUUGAUCAAUAUUGGUUUUUGAUGGAUGGUGAUGAUUUUGAUAGACAGCAUUUUAUAUCGAUUUUUCCUGUUUAUCUCUUUUGAACUACUAAUAAUUGAAUGUGAAUUCCGUCCUGUAGGAUUUCACGGAAUGCAGUCACAUCACUCUCUAUCAGAGGACACCGCUGGAAAAGACAUGGUAAGGCACACACACACACAUACAUACAUACACACAUACAUACAUACAUACAUACAGAGGACUGGGUUUAGAAACGCUAACCUAGAGUCAGUAGGGUAUCUGGCCAAUUCUCUGUAGCUAGUCUAGUGAUUAUAGACAUUAGGCUGUCUGUCUGCAAUAAGAGGGCAUCAGUACCAGAUCCUUCCCACCCAGCUCUACUGACUACUCUGUCCCGGAGUUCAGCAUGCCAUGGGUUCUCCACAUCAGGACAUUUAUUUAGUUACUCAUCAUUCACUACAUCACUGCUCAUCUGUCUCCAUAUUGUUCUGUAGACAUUAUCACUGUCUAUACAUGUUACCUAGACAUUAUCACUGUCUAUACAUGUUACCUAGACAUUAUCACUGUCUAUACAUGUUACCUAGACAUUAUCACUGUCUAUACAUGUUACCUAGACAUUAUCACUGUCUAUACAUGUUACCUAGACACGUUAUUAUGUUUAUACAUGUUUACUGUCUAUACAUGAUCACGGUCUCAUCUGUUUGCAUAGUUUACUGUAUGCAUUAUUAUACAUGCAUGUACAUUGUCACAGUCUGCAUUUGCAGUAUCACUAUACUCUGUAUACUGUGUGAUCAUCAUGAUUUUGUCUAGGAUUUUUUGUGUCAUCUGUGUGUGUGUGUGUGUGUGUGUGUGUGUGUGUCUCAUCUGUGUAUCUGUGUUUUAUAUCUGUCUCCAUCUCCAUGACCCCAGAGUCCCAGGAGGUCAGUGUAGACAGUGACCCGGCGACCCCUGGAGGUCAAGGGUCAUCCAUCCCAGAGAUCAGUGUGACGAUGCCCAACGGAGACUCUCUACGACCCCGUGACCCCCGACCUUUAACCCAGCCCGAGCCUGAGCCACUGGGGUCAGCCUCAGAGGUCAGCCCCACCCACGACCCAAGUCCUAGGGGUCAGGAGGUCAGGAGGCAGAAGUCUGUGAGGCGAUUGGUGGACGAGGGUUCUGGGCCCUCCUCCGCAGGGAGGGCCCAGUACUAAGACCCUCCCCAUCCCCGGGGUAACCUAGGUAACAGUGUGUGGAGGCGUGGUCUUCUCUAAGCAUGACGGCUGAUUGGUUGGCUGACUAACUUUCGUCGCGAUGCGUUGCUUCCUGAUAUGUCCUCCGAUUUCUCCUCCGAUUUGCUGUGUGAGAUCCCGUCUUCUUCCUCCUCAUCACUCACUCCAUCCAUUUUCCAUCUGUUCUCCAUUCACUGUGUGUGUGUGUGUGUGUGUGUGUGUGUGUGUGUGUGUGUGUGUGUGUGUGUGUGUGUGUGUGGAGGUAUUUUGGUCUCUAAAACGCCUAGCUCCAACACAUCACUGGGUUGCCGGGGGAGACAGACUGCUUUCUCCUGAUUGGUUAGCUGCAGCAGCUGAGGAGGAUAGGCAACUCUGGAAUGGCCAUUGGUCUCUUCCCCAGUAUUUAUUUAGUUUUAAUUUCAUUAUGUAUAUCAGUUCAGUGUGUCUGAAGGACCUGCCUAUCUGUCUGUCUGCUAGUAUAAGAUAGUAGCUAGUUGUCAGAUGAGGGUUGUUAGCUGUGUGUGUGUGUGUGUGGUGGGUAUGUGUGUUGCUUUCUGCAACUCCUGCUGCCCUGACCUCUGCCUGUUGCUGACCUCAGAUAACUGCUAACUGGUGAUACCUGGUAAGUUAACUGAUCGUAGCACCACUAACUGUUAUCACACGUAGUACAGCUGAAUGGCAACCACUGCUUGAAGUGGAAUGUAAAAAGGUGCCUUCAUUCACUAUCAGGGUCAGCACCAGCCCACUUCAACCACUGCUGGUUGGCUAACCCUCUGUCCUGUCCUGUCCUGUAGCCUGCUCUACUAUUCUACUGUCUGUCGUUUAAUGAUAACUAACUCCUCUCUCUCCCUCCCCCCUCUUCAUCCCCCUCUCUCUCUGGCUCUCCCUCCCUCCCUCCUCUCUCUCUAGACGCAGUGGAUUUGGGUUCCCCGGAUGAGUUGAUGAAUAUCUCUGAAGUGGACGAAGGGGUGUGGCCUACAGGAGGGGCCGGCCCAGACUCCCUGACUCCGCCCACCAUCACUAUCAGCAACAGUGUUACCCCUGGGGUGGGAGGGGCCAAGACAGGAAGCAGGAAGUGGCAUCUAGGCGGAUGGUCGCAUAAGGAGAAGGAGGCUUGUCCUCCAGGGGGGCAGACCCUGGGCGAGAACCUGGAUCUGUCAAUCAAACGUCUGACGCUGACGUCCAGCCAAUCGGUGCCCAAGGGGCCGAGCCACAGUGCACUGAGCAGCCUAUCGCGUACGGCCAGCGCCGUGUUCUCACGCUCCUUCGAGGGAAACAACACUGGGGGUAUCCGUGGCAACCCAGAGGCUGGCCGCUAUUCGUGCAGUGGCAGCCUGCAGGAGGAGGAGCUAGGCUAUCUAAGCCCCACCCCCAAACACACCCAGCGCUCGCCCAGCAUCAGCGUGCACUUUAGGAGCGACCUGUGAACCCUGACCUCUCACCCCCAUCUCAACCCUCUAACCCCAUGCCCCUGUACCUGUGACCUGUGACCUGUACUCCAAGCCUGCCAGUAGAACUGGAACACAUUCCCUCUUAUCCCCCGCCUCUCCUCACCAUCCCCCUUUCUUUCCUCUCCAUACCGUUCUUCAUCUCUCCCUCUUCUUCUUCAGUAGGACAGCUGCCCCCUCCAGAGACAGGCUUCUCUCCUCCCCCUCCUCUCUCUCCAAUGCGAGAGCCUGGUGUGAGACAGCAGGGAGCCUGGGUCCAUCCCUCUGCCCUGGAACUACAGAACCACCUGACAGAUCUGCAGACUGUGGACGCAGUAACUCACUACAACUGUUUUCUGAGAGGGUUUGGAAAUUGAGUAUUUAAAAGACUCUUGUUUGUCCUGUUUGGCUUUCUGUACAUCCCUCCUGACCACGCCCACAUCAGCGGGCAAGUACUGUGUGAGUGUGAAUGCAUGCGAGCGUUAGCGACUGUUUUUAGAAUAAAGGUUGUUGAAUGCUGCAAUGAACAAGGUGUGAUACUCCCAAAAACAAAAUGAAAAUAACUACAGUCUCUAGUGAAACUUUUAAGAUGCCCCCCUUUCCUCCUUACACAUCAUGCAAUAGGCCCUAGUGACUAGUGUUUGAAUGAACCUAACACAAUGUGACCUCCACACGCCCGGUGCCAUAGCAACUAUUUAUUCAUCCAGUCUGAAUAAUUCUGCAUCCCACGAAAUGAUUAAAUGACAGACUGCAAAAAUGAUAGAAACCAAAAAUAAUCAUUAAAGUCUUUCAUGUUUACAUGUGAAAAGUAUUGAUUGAUGAUGUCAUCCUACUAGAAGCAAUAUUUAUCUUUAUUUUCUCUCUGAUCAGAUCAAACAAGCUGAUUGGGGUUGUUAUGUUUCUGAUCAAUAAAUGUAUUGGGGCGGGUUUGUUAUGUUGUAUGAUAAUGUAUAAACUGUUUGUAUGAUGUAAACUGUGGUAUUUUCCUAUGACAGAGACUUGGGUUUUUAAAUAUAGAUGCAACAAUAUAUCAAACGCAGUGGGGUGCCUACCUGCUUACGGUAUUGAUAUGCGUAAGCAGGAAGUCACCCCGUUGUCGAUUCUGAUGUCAUAUUGCUGCGUCUAUCUUUAACUGUGGUGUUCUAUGUACGGCAGACAGUGGUUAUAAAUGUGGUAUUUUCCUACGAGAGGGAGGGAGAGACAGUUGUUGUUCUAGUUGUAUUGAAUCUCCAUAGUGUUAAAGCACAAGAACCCAAACCAACCCAACCCUACAUGACAUGUGCCUGAUGGCCAAACCACACCACCACCAUCCCGAACACACCCCUAGGCCUAGGAGUAGUGGGUAUAGGGGCUAGGGAAUAUUGUUAGGCCUAUACAAGCUAGGGAAUAGGUUUAUAGGGGUUGGUUUGGGAUUAGGCCUGUAAACACUGUCCUCUCUUCCAAUCCCCUCCCACUCUGAAGUGUCAGUAUAGUAAUCUUGUGUUUAAUUGGUUGAUCUUUAUUGAGUGAUUGGUAGAUUAUUUUUAUUAGAUGUUAACAUGAACUUUACUGUGUUUGUCUGUUCUCUGGUUCAUCAUCACCUGCUUUAUAGCAUAAUGGAAAUUGAGGAUACAGACAUAAAGAACACGCAACCUUUGAGGAGAGGCGCACUGUUGACUGGCGGAACAUUUAAGUCAAAACGAUUGCACGAAAGUCACACUCCUCUCUCCAUUUGGUGGCAAUGAAGUUCACUGCAGUGCAGAUGGAGAGAACAGUGUUGGGUAUCCGUAGGUCAUCAGACAACACUGUUGUUUCCUACUGGACAUCUGAAUGCAGAAUAAAGUCUGCCCUUCUGGAACCUUUGUUCUAGAACCAGUGUUCUAUCAUUCUGUCAGUGUUCUAGAUCUGUUUUAUAUUCAUACAAUAACAAUCAUCAUGUUUCUGUAUUAUGUUGCUUAACUGCAUGUCAUGAAUCUGUACAUAUUGUUUUUGGACUUCAGUUGUUGGUUUGGCCUUUCUGUCU
Coregonus sp. 'balchen' is the source of this 19294-nucleotide messenger RNA. The record is from the annotation of a GenBank genome assembly. Lineage: Eukaryota; Metazoa; Chordata; Actinopteri; Salmoniformes; Salmonidae.